AUGUCAAGAUUAAUAACCCGAUCCAUAGUCAGAACUAACCUGCUAACCAAUCUCAGGAGAUCGGCAUUGGUAACACAAAGAACUCCAGUAUCAAGCUUGUUUGUUCAAAGUACCACCAACAAGUAUGCAGUCCCAGUAUUUUUGUUUCGAAGCUACUCCAAGCAGCCUAUCAUUACUGAGGAACCUCCAGCCAAAGUGUACAAUUAUGAGCAAAUAAAGGAUAUAACUGAAGCUCCGGACAGCAAUGUGGUGCUGGUGGACGUCAGAGAACCUGAUGAGUACAAAGCUGGUUUCAUACCUGGGGCUGUCAACAUUCCGUUCAAAUCAUCACCCGGAGCACUAAACCUCUCCAAAGAAGACUUUUUGGAUACAUUUGAAUUUGAGAAGCCUAGUAAGGACAAGGAGCUGAUUUUUUAUUGUCUAGGAGGAGUUCGAUCCAGUGCUGCAGAGGAAUUGGCGGGCACUUUUGGGUAUCUGAAAAGAGGUAACUAUAUCGGUUCUUGGGAAGAUUGGGUUGCCCAUGAAGACAAGAAGAAAUGA
This is a messenger RNA of Komagataella phaffii GS115, 540 nucleotides long. RefSeq names its product mitochondrial rhodanese-like protein. The transcript has a single exon. NCBI's taxonomy places the organism in Eukaryota, Fungi, Ascomycota, Pichiomycetes, Pichiales, Pichiaceae. Gene Ontology annotation, cellular component: mitochondrion. Bases 1 to 540 code for a protein of 179 amino acids. Gene Ontology annotation, molecular function: thiosulfate-cyanide sulfurtransferase activity. The record is from RefSeq and is a predicted model, not a curated record.